This is a messenger RNA of Malassezia sympodialis ATCC 42132, 954 nucleotides long. RefSeq lists its product as uncharacterized. Gene Ontology annotation, cellular component: nucleolus. Gene Ontology annotation, biological process: maturation of SSU-rRNA from tricistronic rRNA transcript (SSU-rRNA, 5.8S rRNA, LSU-rRNA). Lineage: Eukaryota; Fungi; Basidiomycota; Malasseziomycetes; Malasseziales; Malasseziaceae. The record is from RefSeq and is a predicted model, not a curated record.
AUGAGCGGCGCGACGCGGCAGGCGCAACUCCGCGCGCUCGAGGCCCAGUUUUACGAGCAGUUUGCCGUGCCGGGCCAGGCGACUUCACACGAGGAGGAAGACAGUGACGAGAUGGACGAGCAGAGCGUCGCGGACGAGGACGAAGAAGAGGGCGACGGAGACGAGGAGGGCGACGACGGGGACGAGGAAAGCGACGAUGAGGACGAGGGAGGUUCUGACUUGGACGAUGAUAAGGACCUUCUUCUCGCUGCCCGAACGGCCGCCUCAGCUGCGCCCCCUGCUACGAAGCCUACGCGUCGCGUCCCUGAAACGGUCGUUUUCACCGAUCCGUCGUCCUCACGGACCUCGGCCCCCAUCUCUAAACAGGCCCGCAAGCAAUUCAUGUCCUCCGACAUUGAGCGCAUUGCCCAGGACCAGCCCGAGGCGACGCCUGCUGCGCCGAGUGGCGACGACUCGGACGACGAUGAUCAGCGCGCCAACGACCAAAAGCUCACAGAACUGCUCUCAACGACGCUCUUUGCGCCGGGCAGCUCUCACGCUUCGAAUAAGAAGCGCAAACUGACGACCACGACGAACGAGACUCUCGCCCGUGUGCUGGAGCUAUCGAACGCAGAUACGAUUCAGCGGCCCGCGGCCGGCUCGCCAUGGGCUGAGAACGAGCUCAAGAAGAAGGAGCUCGGAAAGAUGCCUGCACGUAUCCGCCAGGGACUGCGGCGCGCGGCAGGCGAGCGGCGAGACCGCGAGAUUGCGACGCAGAAGGAGCUGGGGCUAUGGAAUCCCAAGGCGCAGAAGCAGUCGCACAUGACGCGCGGCUCGAGCGUGGCGCGCGGCUCCAAAGCCACACAGCCAAAGCAGCGGCAGCGCGGUAUCGGUAGCGGUGUUGGCCACUACCGCGGCGGUGUCUUGCACCUGAGCGACCGCGACGUCCAGCGCAUCCGCCAGUCGAAGCGCUAG